CUGCGUCUUCGUCCCUGGACCCGGGAGGACACCUCACUGCGUCUUCGUCCCUGGACCCGGGAGGACACCUCACUGCGUCUUCGUCCCUGGACCCGGGAGGACACCUCACUGCGUCUUCGUCCCUGGACCCGGGAGGACACCUCAGUGGGUCCGCGUCCCGCCAGCAGAGGGAUGUGGAGGGUCACUCUCCCGGCGCUCGGGGUUCUGCUGCUGGCCUGGUUCUACGGGAACUUGGUUCUCGGUUGGUUCCAACACAAUCAGGUCGAGACCCCGACCCGGAGCAGCGAGCCCCGGAGCGGAGCCGCCGGCAGCCCGGAGCAGAGCUGCUUCUGCCAUCUCACGGGCGUUCUGGACGACUGCUUCUGUGACGUGGAAAGCAUCGACGUCUUCAACAACUUCAAGAUUUACCCUCGAAUCAAGAAGCUGACGGAGAGAGACUACUUCAGAUACUACAGGGUGAACCUGAGGCGGCCGUGUCCUUUCUGGCCCGAUGACGGACACUGUUCAAUCAAAGACUGUCACGUGGAGCCCUGUCCUGAGAGUAAGAUCCCCUUCGGCAUCAAGUCUGGGAACUACAACAAGUACUCCCCGGCAGCGACCACGAGGUUGGACCUGACGGACUGUGAGCAGGCCAUCGAGCUGGGAGCCAUCAACAGCACCCUCAGUAACCGGAGUAAGGAGGCGUUUGCUGACUGGGCGAGACACGACGACGCUCAGGACCAGUUCUGUGAGCUGGAUGAUGAAACGUCUCCAGAUGCUGAGUACGUUGAUCUGCUGCUGAAUCCAGAGAAAUUCACUGGAUAUAAAGGUCCUUCAGCCUGGAGAGUGUGGAACAGCAUCUACGAGGAGAACUGCUUCAAGCCCAGAUCCGUGUACCGACCUCUGAACCCUCUGGCUCCGAGCAGAGGAGAUGACGACGGAGAAGGUUUCUACACGUGGCUCGAAGGUCUGUGUCUGGAGAAGAGAGUUUUCUACCGUCUGAUCUCCGGCCUCCACAGCAGCAUCAACAUCCACCUGUGUGCCGAGUACCUGCUGGACGAGCGCUGGGGCCGCUCGGUGUGGGGCCCGAACCUCCAGGAGUUCCGGCAGCGCUUCGACAUGGCGGAGACGAAGGGCGAGGGCACGCGGCGCCUGAAGAACCUCUACUUCCUGUACCUGAUAGAGCUGCGGGCGCUCUACAAGGUGGCUCCGUACUUUGAGCGGGCCUUCGUCAACCUGUACACGGGGAACACGCAGGAGGACGCAGCCACCAAGGAGCUGCUGCUGCAGGUCUUCAACGAGAUCAGAACGUUCCCGAUGCACUUUGACGAGAAGUCCAUGUUUGCCGGACACAAGAUCGAAGCGAAGACACUGAAGGAGGAGUUCCGCCUCCACUUCAAAAACAUCUCCAGGAUCAUGGACUGUGUCGGCUGCAGCAAGUGUCGAGUGUGGGGGAAGCUCCAGACGGAGGGUCUGGGCACCGCCCUGAAGAUCCUCUUCUCGGAGCAGGAGAUCCAGCAGCUUCCUGAACACAGUCCUUCUAAAGGCUUCCAGUUGACUCGCCAGGAGAUCGUGGCUUUGAUCAACGGCUUCUGCAGGCUGUCCACCAGUAUACAGCAGCUCCGCAGCUUCCGCCAGCUGAUGGAGAACAGGUAACAGGAGGUCCACCGGGACACUAGGUGGCGCCAGCCCCAGAGAACUGCAAGAUUCUAACCUUCAGCUUUUUCUAUGGACGUCAGGAUCAAAUCUCAGUUUCCCUCUGAAACCUCCUCCUCCUGCUCCUCCCCCCUCCCCCCCCUCCUCCUCCUCCUCCUCCUCAGACAUGUUUUUUUUCUUUGUCGUCCAGUGAAAAAAUGAAGUCUGUUAGUUUCAUUCAAUUUAUUUCUGAGAAUGUGAUUGGUGAUGAAAAUUUGACGUCCUGAAGAGAAUCAUCGUAAUCCGACAUCUGGGAGGAAAUGAUGUAGCAGAGACGGCUGCACGAUGAAGACGAUGAAGACGAUGAAGACGAUGAAGACCUCCUGGACACAGGGUAGACAGUGCUGUCGGAGGGAAACCUUCCUCUUCCUCUGCUGACAUCACAUCCUGUUAGAUUCUUGAACUCGCUGCUCUGUAACUUCGCUGAAAGACUUCAACAUGGACGAAGUUCGUCCAGAUGAAACUGCUGCCUGGUUUUAUUUCCUCUUCCUCCUCGCUCACUGUUUCCAGUUGUUUUUAAGACGUGUGUGUGUCUCCUGUGUGUCCGUGUGUGCGUACAGCUUCAGCUAAAACAUUCUAGAACUUCUCGAUUCCAUGGUUAAAUAAUAUAUAAUUUAUUACCAGUAGAAUAAGAAAUUAUUCUCUCUCUCUCUCUAUAAGAAAUUAUUCUCUCUCUCUGUCUCUCUCUCCCUCUCUCUCUCACCCUGUGUCUCUCUCUCUCUCUCUCCCUCUCUCUCUCCCUCUCUCUCUCCCCCUGUGUCUCUCUCUCUCUCUCGCUCUCGCUCUCUCUCUCUCGCUCUCUCUCUCUCCCUCUCUCCCUCUCUCUCUCACCCUGUGUCUCUCUCUCUCUCUCUCCCUCUCUCUCUCUCCCUCUCUCUCUCCCCCUGUGUCUCUCUCUCGCUCUCGCUCUCUCUCUCUCUCCCUCUCUCUCACCCUGUGUCUCUCUCUCUCUCUCUCUCGCUCGCUCUCUCUCCCUCUCUCUCUCACCCUGUGUCUCUCUCGCUCUCUCUCUCUCUCUCUGUCUCUCUCUCUGUCUCUCUGUGUGUGUCUGUCCAUGGACACGUAUGUCGGCCUCGACACUAUUUAAACAUUAGUUCUCAAAGUAUUUAUUCACGAACCCUAAAUCCUGCUUUUGGGUUAUAGUCUUGCGUUCAGAACUUUUCCAACUUGUCCAACAAGCAACAAAGUGUGAGACACGUUGAGUCUGUGACGACACCUGUCAAUCAAAGCUCAAACACAAUGGCCUUGUUUUCAGAGGCAAGCGGAGACGUGGAGGACCGAUCUGAGGUCUGAUCACGAUCUGCGUCUUUCUGGAUUAACGCUUAUUGGUUUGUUUGCUGUGAUGAUAAAGUUAUAAUAGAAAAUGGACCAAAGAAUUUAAAGUUGCCUACAUUUAAUUGGUUGUUUGUUUCUGAUGCUCUGGAAGUUCAUCUUUUAUUUUAUUGUUCCACGAGUCUCAACAUUACAAUAAGUUAAAUCUCCACUAAGGUAAAAAACAUCAUAUCAGCUUCUGUUUGGCCUUAACUGCUUUAAUGUUCUUUAAUGUGUAAGAAACCUUUGAUUAAACUUUAAGAUCAAAUUAUUUGAAUAUUCCCUUUUUGUCAGAAAUAGAAAUAAGUUGUGAAAGUUUGUUUCCUGUUUCAGUACGAGUGUGCAGUUCUCCCAUCCUCCUGCAGAGGGAGACAUUCGUUCCUCCUGUUAUUGAUAAAAAUAAAAACAAGGAAACAAACUCA
Messenger RNA from Platichthys flesus (European flounder), 3407 nucleotides. It is a transcript of the gene ero1b, whose product is annotated as endoplasmic reticulum oxidoreductase 1 beta. Gene Ontology annotation, biological process: protein folding in endoplasmic reticulum. Gene Ontology annotation, cellular component: endoplasmic reticulum membrane; endoplasmic reticulum. Gene Ontology annotation, molecular function: FAD binding; thiol oxidase activity; protein-disulfide reductase activity. The transcript is spliced from 16 exons. The coding region runs from base 172 to 1635 and encodes 487 amino acids. NCBI's taxonomy places the organism in Eukaryota, Metazoa, Chordata, Actinopteri, Pleuronectiformes, Pleuronectidae. The record is from RefSeq and is a predicted model, not a curated record.